Messenger RNA from Acanthosepion pharaonis, 594 nucleotides. Lineage: Eukaryota; Metazoa; Mollusca; Cephalopoda; Sepiida; Sepiidae. The record is from the annotation of a GenBank genome assembly.
AUGACGGAGAGGGAAAGAGAAGAAUCGGGCGGGAAAAAAGUGAACGGUGAACAUGAUAGGAUUCAGAGCAGAAAAAAAAGAAAAAACACACACACACAUACUUACCCAUCUCUCUCUCUCUCCCUCUCUCUAUUUAUCUAUCUAUCUCUAUCUAUUUAUCUAUCUCUUUCUCUCUCUCUCUAUCUUUCUCUAUCUAUCUAUCUAUAUCUAUUUAUCUAUCUAUAUCUUUCUCUCUCUCGCUAUCUACCAAUCUUUCUAUAUAUAUCUACCUAUCUCUCUUUCUCUCUCUAUAUAUAUAUCUUUUUUUUUCUCUCUCUCUUCCUAUCUAUCUAUCUAUCUAUCUAUCUAUCUAUCUAUCUAUCUAUAUUUAUCCAUCUACAUAGCUAUCACACUCUGUCAAUUUAUCUAACUCUCUUCUCUCUCUCUCUAUCUAUCUCUCUAUCUCUCUCUCUCUCUCUCUCUCUCUCUAUCUAUCUAUCUAUCUAUCUAUCUAUCUAUCUAUCUUUUUUCAUGCCAGAUUAUGCGUUAUCUCCCACCAACUGUAACCACAAUCCUUUGAGCAGGCGUAGAGGUUUAACCUUGUUUCCUGUUUAG